AAAUUAAUUGUAUUUUAAAAUUGAAUAAUUGUGAAAAAUUUUGUUUUUGGGAAAGUAUAAUUAUUUGGCCUUGUUAUAAAUAAUUAACCUUGUUAUAAAUAAAAAAAUUUUUUUAACCUUAAGCCUUAAUAUCUUGUCCUAAUUACGUUUUGACAGAAUAUAAAAUCAUCAAAAUUUAAAUACAGUAAAUAAAUAAAAUAAAAAAUUUAGAACGAUUUAAUUUUUAGAUAAGAAAAAAUCGUAACGAGGCAACAGAUAACGUUAAAAAAACAAUUAAAAUUUUUCUUUAAACUCAUAAGCUCUAGAAUGUUGGAAAAAAAAAAAACACUUGUUGUCUUAAAAUAAUAUUGGAAAGAUUAAUUUAAUAAAGAAAGACAGAAAAAAAAAAAAAAAAUUAAUAACUGUUAUACAUUUGAAAUGAAUGAUAAAUAAGAAUAAAAUUAACUGUUGGAAUUGUAAAAAAAAACGUAAAAUGAAAUUUAAAAAAUUAAUUCUAUUCCUGGCAUUAUUAGUGAGUAUGAAAAAUGGAACAAGUUAUUGUUUAGAAAUCUCAAACAAAGAAGACAACAAAUAUCAAUCAUUAAUUUUACCUAAUCAUAACGUUUAUUUAACGAAAAAUUUAACUAAAUUAUGGGAUCGUCGAAUUGGAAUGUUAGGAAUAAUAUCACUUGAAGAAUCAGAAUAUUUAGACACCAUUUGGUCAAAUAUCAUUGAUGAAUAUCAAAGUUAUAUGGCUGAAUUUAAAAGAUUGGGAAAAAAUUACAACUCUUGUUUUAAAUUUUUCAAAGAAAUCCUUUCAAGAGCACUCACAUUAUCAAUGCGCAGCAAUAAUGAUUGUUUAAAUGUUCACAGAACAAAUUAUACUGACACUGUUUCAUCAAAAAUUCGUUCUGUUGAGUUGGAAACAAUAUUUCCACAUUGUUAUCCACAUUAUACAACAAGAGAAAUUUUAACUUGUCUUGAUGAUUCAUCUAAAAACAAAAGUACCAUUGAACACUAUGAUAAUGCUUUUUAUUUUAUUAAAAAUUAUCAUCAUAAUAUAUUUAAACCAAUGCGUAAAUGUAUUGCAAAUAUCAACACACAUAUUAAUGAAUCCAUUCUGUAUUCAAAAAAUGAAUUUGAAUAUUGUAUCCAACAUCAAGAAAGUGUAGAAAAAAAAAAUGAUACAUUUGAUAUUUUAAUUGAUGAUAAUUUAAAAAGUAUUGAUAAUAGUUAUCAAAAAGCAGUUGAUGAUAUUAAAAUGAAAUUUCAAAAAAAUAUAGAAAAUUAUGUAAACAAUUCAUUUGGUUAUUAUGAUACUUAUGAAAAUUUAACUUGUUGUAGUUAUAUACCAAAAAAUUUUCUAAUUAAAAAAAAAUAUAAAAUAAUGAGUGAUAGUGAAAAAUGUUUUGAUAUGCAUUUAGUUGCUUCAGAAUAUUUCAAUAAUUCCAUCAGUAAGGCAAAUGAUCUUGAAUUAUUUACAAAAAGCUGUAGUCAAGAUGACAUAUUAUCAUGUAAUGAAACUGAAAUACUUCCAAGUGACACAUUUAGAACAAUAUACAAUAGUAUAAAAAUAAAUAUGAUUAAAGAAAGUAAAAUUUCGAUAUUAAAUAUUUACAAUUGUCUUGAUAAAAUUCAACAACGUUUUAGCAGUAUUGUUAAUUAUGCAAAUUUUCAAUUUGAUUUGUGUGUUUAUAAACAAUAUAAUGCAAGUGUUUGUCAAGUUCAUAUUGCCAAUGAUAAUUGGCUAUUUGGUUUUAUUUGGAAUUCUUCAAAAAUUCCAAAUUUAGGCUGAAUAAUAAUUAAAUAUACUCAAAUAAAUUUUAAGUCAAUAUACAUAAUAAUAUUUUUAAAAAAAGUAAAAGAUUUUAAAUUAUUUAUUGUGCCUUAAAAUUUAUUCAUUUAAACAAUAUUUUUUAAUAAAUUAAUAACUUGUUAA
Aphidius gifuensis is the source of this 1918-nucleotide messenger RNA. RefSeq lists its product as uncharacterized. The transcript is spliced from 4 exons. The record is from RefSeq and is a predicted model, not a curated record. The coding region runs from base 422 to 1774 and encodes 450 amino acids. Lineage: Eukaryota; Metazoa; Arthropoda; Insecta; Hymenoptera; Braconidae.